Molecule: messenger RNA, 978 nt
Organism: Spodoptera frugiperda (fall armyworm)
Lineage: Eukaryota; Metazoa; Arthropoda; Insecta; Lepidoptera; Noctuidae
Exons: 2
Coding region: 91-939 (282 amino acids)
Source: RefSeq, a predicted model, not a curated record
AUUUUCAUUAACAAAACGUAAUAUCAAUUUCAUGCAUGAAAUCCUUCCUUGAUUCCAAUAUACAUUGAACACAAGAGUGGCCGCAUAUCAAUGUUUAAAGAAUUCCAUAUAAAAAUAUGUGUGAUCAUACUCGUCCACCUGCACAUAGCGUGGUCCUACCGAGUGUACCAUCUGGACGCAGACGAAGAAAAUGAAGUGCUGUCCGAGUUGAAACGAGCUCUGCAAGGCUACCAGAUACCGAGCUAUGGAGAAGCCAGGCCGAGGCAGAGCCGACACAGACUCAAGCCUGUAGGCAAGUCCAUGUUCGUGAAGAGGAUCGUCCCGCACGGGUACAGGACGGGCGAGUACGAGUACGACUCCCGGCUGAACACUGUGUUUAGACCUCUGUUCAGGUACCACAUUGCCAAACCCAGUGAUGGACAAGAGAGGUCUGUGGAGCGGGAAAUAAAACCGAACCAGAAGAUGUCGAUCAACGAUCUAAUCUCGUUCCUGAAGAAAGAACCCAAUCCACAACCCCUACUGCCAUUUAUCAAAAAAUAUAUUCAACAAGACUUAGAACAUAAACGUAAGAGAAAGAAAAAUAAAAAGAGGUUCUCGUCCCUUCUAAACAAGUUAAGUUUAAAGGAUGAGUUGAAAUUGCUGAGACUUGACUAUGAAAAAUCUGGUGAGCUAAACGACCCGUUCGCUCCGGGCAAGUUGCCGCAUAACUACUUGCCCGACCAAGUAGAGGGCGCGGAAGACAAGCCCGUUUCAAAAGUCCAUUAUCCUGAAUAUCCUUUCUGGAAUUACUGGACAUAUGAAAAGACAAUAGUCCAAGACAACUGCCCAGCUAACCUUGUGAAAGAAGGCAACAUGUGUGUCUCGCCCAUAGGACACCGUCGAAACGCGAGGAGAUUUACAAGGCUUCCGAAACGAAAAUCCCUUUAUAGAGUAAUCUAAUAACAAUUGAAAACGAAAUAAAUAACACAUCGAAUCUUU